AUGUCAAACCACAAUAAAAAUUCAAGCCGAUUCAGUCAACUGCGAAGUAUCUAUAAAUACUACAUCGACCAAUAUAUUGCGUUGUAUCAGUUGAAAACGGAAAACGAUGAAGAAUUAAACAAGAUUUACAAAAUGAUCAAAACAGAACUGAUUGAUUCAAAGAAACAUCGCCCAGAACUUAUUGUAAGAGACAUUUUAAAUAUCAUCCGGUUCAAUAAUCGCUAUAUAAAGUCAUAUUUAUCUCUUGCCAAACUCAUAUCUGAUGAUUAUCAUGUGGGAGAGGUCUCAAAUGCUCAUAUUAUUUCAAUCUUCCUGUUUUACAAAGAAUAUGGAAUUAAAUUAGACAAAUCUUAUGAUUUUGAAACAAUUAACUCAGAAAAUUUGGAAAUUCAUUCAGAAGAUACAAUUUACAGAGCGAUUAUGUAUAAUGACUUACAAUCAUUCAUCUCAUUCACUGAACGAGAAGGAUUUGAUAAAGAUCAGAAGCUCAAGAGCAAUUUAUAUCCUAUUUCUUACAAAGGAUAUUCAUUACUUGAAUUAUGUUGUUACCACGGAGCAGUUGAUUGUUUCAAGUUUUUACAAUCCAAAUUUCACCCAGAAAUAACUCCAAAAUGCCUCAAAUUUUCAUUUUUGGGAAGAAACAAAGAGAUCAUGAGUGAAUGUUUGAAGUAUCAAACACCAAAUGAAAAAUGCAUGCAAUAUGCAAUUAUUUCACACAACAUUGAUUUUGUUACAUUUUUGAUGAAUGAAUAUGAUUUAGAGAUUGAUUUAUAUUAUUGCGGAAUUUUCAAAAAUCUCGAUUCAUUUUUAGUUUAUUUCGAUCAAACAAAUGAUGCUAACAAGUGUCUUGCUUACUCAGGAAUGCUUGGAAUCCAAUCACUUGCGGAAUAUUUCCUUUCACAUGGUGCAAAAAUUAAUAAUAAAGAUGAAGAUGGAAAAACCGUUCUUCAUUAUGCAGCAGAAUAUAAUAUUAAUGAAAUAGCUGAUCUUCUUCUUUCACAUGGUGCAAAAAUUAAUGAAAGAGAUAACGAUGGACUAACAACUCUUCAUUAUGCAGCAAAAUAUAAUAGUGAAGAAUUCGCCCAACUUCUUUUUUCACGAGGUGCAAAAAUCAAUGAUAAAGAUAAAGACGGAAACACACCUCUUCAUUGGACAACAUAUCUUUCUAGUAAAGAAAUAGCAGAACUUCUUAUUUCACAUGGUGCAAAUAUCAAUGAAAAAGAUAAUAAAGGUCAAACCACUCUUCAUAAAGCAGCACAUGAUAAUAGAAAAGAAAUCGCUGAACUCCUUCUUUCACAUGGAGCAAAAAUCAAUGAUAAAGAUAAAGACGGAAACACGCCUCUUCAUUGGAAAACAUAUUUUUCUAGUAUAGAAACAGCAGAACUUCUUAUUUCACAUGGUGCAAAUAUCAAUGAAAAAGAUAAUAAAGGUCAAACCACUCUUCAUAAAGCAGCACAUGAUAAUAGAAAAGAAAUCGCUGAACUCCUUCUUUCACAUGGAGCAAAAAUCAAUGAUAAAGAUAAAGACGGAAACACGCCUCUUCAUUGGAAAACAUAUUUUUCUAGUAUAGAAACAGCAGAACUUCUUAUUUCACAUGGUGCAAAUAUCAAUGAAAAAGAUAAUAAGGGCCAAACCACUCUUCAUAAAGCAGCAUAUGAUGAUCGUAAAGAAAUCGCUGAACUCCUUCUUUCACAUGGAGCAAAAAUCAAUGAUAAAGAUGAAGAUGGAUAUACCACUCUUCAUAAUGCAACAUGGAAAAAUAAUAAAGAAAUCGCUAAACUUCUUAUUUCACAUGGUGCAAAUAUCAAUGAAAAAGAUAAAUACGGAGAAACACCUCUUCAUGACGCAGCAAGAAAUAAUGGCCAAGAAACAACAGAGCUACUUAUUUCACAUGGUGCAAAUAUUAAUGAAAAAAAUAAUAAAGGCCAAACUGCUCUUCAUAUUGCAACAAUAUAUAAUAUAAAAGCAACAGUCGAACUUCUUAUUUCACAUGGUGCAAAUAUUAAUGAAAAAAAUAAUAAAGGCAACACCGCUCUUCAUAUUGCAGCCAGCAAAAAAUUUAUAGAAAUAGUUGAAUAUCUUCUUUCACAUGGUGCAAAUAUCAAGGAAAAGAAUAAAGAAGGGGAAACUGCCCACCAUAUUGCCGCAAACCGUACUUACCAAAAAGAAAUCGUCAAGCUUCUUCUUUCACAUGGGGCAAAUAUUAAUGAAAAAGACAAUUCUGGACGAACAGCUCUACACCAUGCAGCAGAAUAUAAUAGUGAUGAAGUAGCCAAAUUACUUAUUUCACAUGGAGUAAAUAUUAAUGAAAAAGAUAAAUUUGGAAAAACAGCUCUUCAUUAUGCAAAAGAAAAUAAUUAUUCAGCAAUGGCCAAACUUCUUAUUUCACGCGGUGCAAAUUAA
This is a messenger RNA of Trichomonas vaginalis G3, 2403 nucleotides long. RefSeq names its product ankyrin repeat and SOCS box-containing protein 4 family. Lineage: Eukaryota; Parabasalia; Trichomonadida; Trichomonadidae. The record is from RefSeq and is a predicted model, not a curated record. The transcript has a single exon. Gene Ontology annotation, molecular function: protein binding. The coding region runs from base 1 to 2403 and encodes 800 amino acids.